AUGCUUGUGCUUGUUGGAUUGCCAGGCUCUGGUAAAAGCACCUUUUCCAAUAAGCUCAUCCAAUGUCGACCGGAAUGGCAACGAGUGAAUCAGGAUGAUCUCCGAUCACGCAAAGCUUGUGAACAUGCUACGCGGGAAUAUCUCAGAAAGGGAUACAAUGUGGUGAUUGAUCGUUGCAACUUUGAUCCCAAGCAAAGACACACUUGGGUCGCCAUUGCCAGAGAGUUUAGGAUUCCCGUCUAUUGCCUGGUUCUCACCACCACCCCCAUGGAAUGUACUGAACGGAUUCACGUUCGUGUGGAUCAUCCUACCGGCGUGAUGGGGGAAGAAGGCGUAUUUAUUAUGCAACGGUUUUUGAAAAACUAUAUACCUCCUACCGAAGAGGAAGAUGAAGGAUUUGAGCGAAUUGCUUAUCUCGACCCAAGUGUUGACAUUGAAUGCUCGGUAGAACGAAUUGAUGCAGCUUUACAUUUACUGCAGUUGUAA
Messenger RNA from Radiomyces spectabilis, 486 nucleotides. Its product is annotated as P-loop containing nucleoside triphosphate hydrolase protein. Gene Ontology annotation, biological process: DNA repair. The transcript is spliced from 3 exons. Gene Ontology annotation, molecular function: double-stranded DNA binding; ATP-dependent polydeoxyribonucleotide 5'-hydroxyl-kinase activity; polynucleotide 3'-phosphatase activity. The record is from RefSeq and is a predicted model, not a curated record. Bases 1 to 486 code for a protein of 161 amino acids. NCBI's taxonomy places the organism in Eukaryota, Fungi, Mucoromycota, Mucoromycetes, Mucorales, Radiomycetaceae.